GAUAUCAUUUCUCAGUUGGCAACACUCGCGCGAAGUCGCUGUCGCUCGCUGUGUGUAAGCGCAGAUGAUUUUGAAAACAAAUCGUAUUGUCGAAUAAAUGUAAAUAUUCAUUCGAAUUUGAAUACAACUGGUCCCGUUGAAUUCAUUAAAUGUGGACUAUAAAUACUGGCGCAUGUUUAUCAGUCAAUUGAUUUAAUCGGGUCAAAGUGUUGUGUGUAAUUCAUUUCUCAUUAUGCAGUGUUAGUGGCCUGGUGAUCAACUCAAGUGAUGGAUUCCCCGCCGGUGCCGAAGCCUCGAAGUGCGUUUAUGCCCCAAAAUGAUCCUCUGGUGCGCCCCGUACCAGUUCCACGCACAAAGGUGCCACAGCCGGCAGAGAGAGUUACAGCUUCCGACAUAUUCAAGUCUAUUAGUACAGUUUCAAAGCAGUUAUCAGAAGAUGUAGCACUUAAAGUAAGUAGUUCUGCCAAAUCUGCUAAUGAAAAGUUUGAAAAGAGCAUUCAGGAUGGCUCGAAAUUUGCCAAAGACACGUUAGAAAAAACAUUAACUACAUCCCGAGCUGUGCGACAAUCUGUGACUAAGUCUGUGAUAGAAGGAACUAGGACAGCGGGCCUUAGGCUUAGGAGAACUAAGAAGCCGGAUAGUCUUGAUGAAAUUGAUACACAAAGAUGUGUUUCGAUGCCAGCUGUUGAUGUGGGCCUGUUUGAUAAUAUACAAUUUAAUUCACCCCUUCUAGAACAAAAGAGGUUUAAUAAUGAAAGUGUCACAGCACAAAAAAAUGUGGAACAUCCCAACUUACACCUCAAUACAAAAGUAUUUGACGACUUGUCAUUAUUUUCUAGUAACUCAGACAAUACAGAUUCUGUCAGUAGCUUCUCAUAUGACAUUAGUAAAGAUUUUGAUCAAAAUGCUUCAACCUUGACCUUGGAGAGUGAACAAAUGACAUAUGAUAUUCCAAAACCAUCAAGAACUAACAGCAUAGUCAGUUCCAUGAGUUCAACUUCAGUGGGCUCCUGUCCUGAGGUGCCGGAGAGGAGGAAGAAGAGAGACAGUGCUUUACCGGUGGAGAUAAUGAAAAAUAAUACUAUGUAUGAAAACUGGGUCCUGCCGACUCAGGCUUCAGCAAGCACUACUCCCACUUCACCAACCACAGAUGCAGAAUCAUUUGAUGAAGAACCACAAAAGCCCCGCCAGAGUACAUUGUAUGAAUUUGAUCCACUACAAUCUCGUAGUUCCACAAAGAAGUUUGAGGGAAUGAGUAAUGAACUACUGUUACUUGAAUCCUUCUUAAUAGGAGAUACCUAUGGUACAAUAGUGGCUUCAGACAACACAGAUGACACUUUUGAAUUCUAUGAAAGUGACUAUUUUAAUCCACCAACGCCUCCAGAGCGCUCUGACAGCCUUUUUAAUGAACCAAAGCCGAGUAUAAUUGACAAAGACAGUAGCUCCCAUUGGUUUGUGGAUGGUGAUACAAAAUCAGUGACAGAAGAAGAUACUAAAUCAACUAACACAGUUAUGCGAAAGUUUUCUCAUAUGCUUAAAUUUGAGAAAUUAAAUAAAACUGUGAAACCGGCUGUGCAAAAAGUUGACUGUGUUGAACGGCCACCAGUGAACUCAAUGCUGGUGCCUUACUUCAGUGGCUUACUCACAAGGAUUGUGUCAGGAGUUGUAGAAGACUUGUUCAAGAACUCUCAAACACGAUAUUGUGUACUCUCUGAUCAGAAGUUGAUGUGUUACUCAGACCCAACCAACUCGGUUCUCAAGGAAGCUUAUACAUUAGAUAGUAUUUACUCAGUGCAAAUAGUUUUGCCUCUAUCUUCAAGUACCACAAGCAACUCGUACUGCUUCGAGCUGGCUGUGUCAUCGGGUGGUUUGAGAAGUACCCCUAGGAAGAUCCUGUUCAGCUGCGCCAGCGCAUCGGAGCGACGCAACUGGGCGCAGAAAAUAGCUGAACAUCUGACUUGCGGGUUUGCCACGAAGUAUACGUCAGAGUUCACUAGAUGCGGCUGGUGCUAUCUUAAGGAGGGGGUGACAGGCGAGUGGCGAGGUGCUUGGGUGAUGCUUAUCCGACGAGUAAUGGUCUACUACACAACCAAGGAGCCGACGGUCUGCACUGUUGACCUCAGGAAGACGAGAUGUGUUGUGACUCAGGAGGCCGACGAAGAUACGAAGUCGGUUUGCCCGACAGACGGCUGCGACAACCUACUGCUGGACUGUCCACACGCUACCCUGUACUUGAGGUUCCCGCACGAGAGAGAACUUAAGGCAGUCUAUCGGAAGGGAUAUACCGGCGCGCUGGCAGCAGCUCGGUGCUGUCGGAGCUGCUGGCGAGGUUCCGGCGCGACGCCUGGUCUGUCCAGCUCAGCCCCAGCCAGCAUACAGAACAUGACGUCGCUGGAGUUCUUAAACGGUUCUUCCGAGACCUUCCCGAGGCGCUGGUACCGCAGGACAAACACCAAGAUCUAGUCAAAGCAUCAGAGAUACCGGAGGGUCCAGCCCGUUACGCGGAAUACAGACGAGUGAUGUCUUCACUGCCUCUAGUAGCGAGAAACACGGCUCGCAAACUGUUCGCGCAUCUGUACUUUUUGCACACAAUGUCGCAUGCCAACAAGAUGGGCGCUGAGAACCUCGCAUCUGUUUGGGCUCCAACUAUUAUGCCUGCUGCCAUGCCUCGAAUGGCAAAACUGGAUAACAGCUUCAUGGGUUGGUCAUCGGGCGAGGUGUAUGUGGUGGGCGACUUGAUAGCGAACUUCGAGGCGGUGUGGGAGCCGACGGAGAGCGAGCGGCGGCGCGAGGCGGCGGUGCGGCGCGUGAUCAUGCGCGUGCUGUCGCGCGCCGCGCCGCACGCCCCGCGCGCAGCCGGGGACCUGCGGACCUGGGUCUACGUGGCCGACAACACCACCUGCUAUCAGAUCUCUCUAACACCAAACAAAACGAGCUCCGAUGUCUGCAUAGAAUUGUGCGAGAAAGCGAAAUCGGAAUCACAUCUAUUGAUGUUAGAAGAGGUGAUUUGCAACGAGUCGAUGCGACGCGUAGUACACAUUGACGAGGUUGUGUUAGACGUUGUACUGCGGUGGAGCUACUGGGAUGAGGACGACAGGAAGAACAACUAUCUCCUGGUGAAACGGAACAAGAUCUUACACGAUAUGGAAGCAAUGAGGCAGACCACCUCAGUGUGCGGGGAACUCAGAUUCGCUUCGGAGUCUAUGAAGUCCUUCAAAAUGCACAUGUUUGAGGUCCAGAAUAAAAGGUUGUGUUACUUUAAGGAUAAACAGGGUUCGCAUAAGAUUGAAGAGUGGAAAGUGAAGGACGUGUUGUGGUACGUGGGUCACGAGCCAAAGCGGAACCCGCAGUCGCGCUGGGCGAUCACCUUCAUUCCGAGAAACAAACAGAAACGGAGCAAGGACAAGCCUUGGUUCGGGUGCACCAUAGCGGGUGCAGUCACAGAAGACCACUUAAAGUGGAUGACGGCGCUCAUGUUCGCCGAACAUGCCAACAUCCUUCCCACACCACGACUUGUUAUUACAUAGCUGCUACAGUAAAAUCUGUGCUGUGCAGUCUGUGAUACUUGGGCAAUCAACACUACAUUUAUAGCAGCUCUACAUAUAAAGUGCAACACCGAAUUCCAAAAACCAAUCAAAAGAAUUGAAUCCACUGUAGCACUUGUAAUAUUAAAACUGUUCUAAGUCUAUAGUGAUAUUAUUAAAAAACUUUUGGGUUAUUGCGACUGUUUUUGAGAAUGUUGGUUUAAUGAUUUUUAUACAUUAAUACUUUAAUUAUACCGUACUAGGUUAGUGCCCCGACUUUGCAUGACAAGAAGAGGCUGAAAAAUCUAACCAACUAAACAGUAAAGGUAUCACAUUAUUACAUAAAAAACGAUAGCAAUGCUUUUGGUCCCAGUUCUUCUGUGUCAAGAUAGUGCUAUUAAUUUAAAUAGUACAAAAGUAUGAAAUUUUAUUUUGAAUAAAGUUUACCUGCAACAAUUAAAUGCAAUAAAUUGAUGUUCCUUGAUAAUUCAAUGUAUAUUAUUGCACUAUCAGUUAGAUAAUUAUGGUACUAAUAUUAUACUGUGUUAUUAGACUUAAUGAAUGUUUUAUGAUUUUAACACAAACAUGUAAUAAUCAUUACAUAAUAUAUAUAUUAUAUUCACUAUUUUAUCAAAGUAUGAGAACUUGAAAGUAUUUUGUUUCAAUUAACAUUCCGUUUGUGUCUCUGGUAGGUAAGAAUGUUACCAAUUCAGUUGAAAUCAUGACUGACCAAAAUAUUAAAAAGUUGAAUUCCGACUCGUAUUAUGCCUAUAUACGAAUCAAAAAGAGUAAGUAAUUAAAGUAAAAGUGAUUUUUAUUUUAUGCGUCACCCGUUAUGAUGUUGUAGAAUAUAUUGUGAGUAGGUAGUAGAUAUUAUUUAAAUACAUGUGCAAUUUUUAAUAUUGUUAUAAAUCUUCAAUGAUUAUGAUUGUUGUUGCUUGCUUUCAAGUCAUGAUUGCCUUAACUAACACAAAUUAUGAUACAUAGUAUAAUAAACUUAAUAAAGACAUAGAUUUUAAGUGUUUGUCAAAGAAGUUUGUUGCUACAAAAUAGUACAAUAUAUUAAUAAUAUCAAUGCCUUUUGCAUUGAAUCUCUUUACUGUUGGAAUAUAACCUGGACUUCUAGAAACUCAAUGUAAUAAUCCUUUUCCUAUCACUUAAUAGAUAACCAGCUACUUUUAAUCGUUAAAUUGUUUGGCACUGGUACCACAAGAGGUAAUAACAAAAAAAAAAACAAGUACUUGUGCUUAUAAUAAUAAUAUAUAAUUGUAAUGUUGCCCUUUUAAUUCAGUGCGGAAUGCACCGCUAUGAUAAAAUCAUCUCAGACUUGAUAUAAUUAUUAAGAUAAUGUGAAGUUAAAUAUUUAGCUAAUAUAAUAAACAGGCAAAGGAUUAUAUGUUUAGAUUUGUGACUAAAAUUGAUACUAAAGAGUGUUUAUAAAAUGUUUAUAUGAAAUGUAUUUUGUACUGUUUCUUUUUUUUAUAGUGAAGUUUAGAUAAAUAGUCGACAAGACAUUGAAUACUGGAAUUAAAUAGGCAUGUAUCACGGUAAUGUAGUAUUGGAGUUUUCAAGUGGAUUUUGCCUCGAGUUUCUCUCAGUUCGAAGCCUCGAAGCCUUUAUUUGAAAUAUUAAUAAUAUAAUAGGUAAAUCACGUUUCAACUGUAUGAUUGAGAAUGUAUAAAUAAGAAGGUCAUAUAGACUUUUGGUGUAUUAGUGCUUAUAACGUAUAUCUUUCAGGUAUAUAUGUAAGUUGCGUGCCUUCGUCUUAUGAAAGACAAUUUGACAAUCCGUUUGACAAGUGACGUAGCACUGACUUCACAGGGCAAUACGUCAGCCUCGGAAAAAAUAUUUGUCUACUGGCUUUGGUAACAGUAACUUCUAACAAUCAUUUGGUAAGAACUUAUUAAGCCUCAAAAUACUAAAUUUCAUUUUGUAUACUAAAGCCGCAAUGUUCUAGAUUUCUAAGCACUGUCGUAAUAAGAACAAUGUCCCGAAUAGAAUUAUUCUUGGUUAAUUACAAAUUGUUUUCACAAAACUCGUAUUAAAAUGGUUUACUAUAACUGCAAAGAAAUAGUAAAAAAAGUCUACCAAAUUUUAUUGAAUAAGUAUUAUGCUCUGAAGCUACACAACCAACCAAACCGGGAAGUGUAAUCCCUUGUGAGCAACUGAGUUCUUGGAAAGAAGAACAUUUUGUUUACAAUAAUAUUAUAAAAUAAUAAUAUAUUAUUAAUAAGUAAUGUUUGUCUCAGAGAUUUUAUAAUUUUUAAUCAUGACGUUUUGUAUUUUUAACGAAUAAAUGAAUUAUCAGAUAAGAAUAAUAUCAUGAAUGUACGUGUAAUUAUAAUGUGCUCAAAUAAAUGCUAUUUGAAAGGUGA
This is a messenger RNA of Trichoplusia ni (cabbage looper), 5899 nucleotides long. It is a transcript of the gene RhoGAP15B, whose product is annotated as arf-GAP with Rho-GAP domain, ANK repeat and PH domain-containing protein 2. The record is from RefSeq and is a predicted model, not a curated record. Gene Ontology annotation, biological process: signal transduction. NCBI's taxonomy places the organism in Eukaryota, Metazoa, Arthropoda, Insecta, Lepidoptera, Noctuidae.